This is a messenger RNA of Caenorhabditis bovis, 936 nucleotides long. The record is from the annotation of a GenBank genome assembly. NCBI's taxonomy places the organism in Eukaryota, Metazoa, Nematoda, Chromadorea, Rhabditida, Rhabditidae.
AUGGCGACGAUUAUUCGCGCGUGUCUCAAAGAAGAGCUUUGCCAACUCACCGCCGAUGCCGAUGCCGUCGAUGGGAUUCUCGAUUCGUAUAUUACGACGGACCACGUGUGGAACGACGAUACCGACGAAAUAUUUCGACGCAACGUGUUGGUGCCGCUGAAAAAAUUGCGAGUGGCGCUGAUUGUCGUCGAUUUCCAAAACGAUUUCAUCACCGGCUCAUUGAGCAUCAAGGAAGGCGACGCCGAGCAUGAGCCGCUUGACGCUCUACCGCAUGUGAACAAUUUGUUGACAAACUUGAAAUGGAAUAUGAUUGUGUAUACACAGGAUUGGCAUCCAUCGAACCACAUCUCAUUUUUCGAGCACGCUCGAAAUCCGGAUCGCGAGUUGGCUCCAGAAGACCGAAGCCGCAAACUUCGGCCGUUCGAUAUUGUGCGCUUCGUCAAGCCGGUGUCGACGAUUCAAGUAUUAUAUCCAAGUCAUUGCAUUCAAGGCGGAUGGGGGUCACAGUUGCACGCGCAAUUGGCGCGUGUCGACGGCGCGCAAUACAUCAAAAAAGGCUACGACGUCUACGUGGACGCCUAUAGCGCAUUCACAGACAAUUGCGGAAUCAAGCAUAGCGAAUUGGAGAUGACGCUUCGCAAAAACGACAUCAACGCAAUAAUCGCGUGCGGUUUAGCCUAUGAUAUUUGCGUAAUGCAUACGCUCAAAGACGCCUCCAAAAAGGGCUUUCUAACGUGCAUUUUGAGCACUGGAAGCAAAGGAUUGUCAUCAUCAAAAAUGGAUGAAGCGAACGAGAUGUUCCGCAAAAGGGGCAUCGCGAUUGUUGAAGACGACAUGGCCGAAUGCAUAUCAAAGCGCACCGCGUUUCCCAUUGAAUGGAUUCAAUAUCUCGCGCAGCAGGCUCAUCACGAGCUUCACACGAAAAAAUCGCAAUAA